Molecule: messenger RNA, 2871 nt
Organism: Oryzias melastigma (Indian medaka)
Lineage: Eukaryota; Metazoa; Chordata; Actinopteri; Beloniformes; Adrianichthyidae
Gene: slc7a10a
Product: solute carrier family 7 member 10a
Exons: 12
Coding region: 296-1825 (509 amino acids)
Biological process (GO): amino acid transmembrane transport; D-serine transmembrane transport; D-alanine transmembrane transport
Cellular component (GO): membrane
Molecular function (GO): neutral L-amino acid transmembrane transporter activity; L-amino acid transmembrane transporter activity
Source: RefSeq, a predicted model, not a curated record
CGCGAGCCCACAAGACGAGGCGGCGAAACGGAGAAGAAAAGGAAGAAAAAGUAGGGCGUCCAAAAAGUCUCACCUGCGUAGCCCAGGUGACGUAGACAACACGACUGUACAUUAUUUUAGAACGUUCGAUUCCCUGAAUCCCACAACAUCUCCACAUCAACAUACCUGGAACAAGGUGCGAGUUUGCCUUUACGCAUGCGCACGUUCUCCCUCCCCGCCGCGCGGUCAUCGUGGGACAUUAUAAGGGCACCCCGGGGAGCGGGACGCGGUUCAGUCUGCAGAACUGAACCGGAGCAUGGCAGAGAGGACGCGCGUUUGCACGGAGGAGAUGGAGGAGAAGACGAGGAGGAGGAAAGAGGACAACAGCUCUGAUAACAGCGACAAAGUCACUCUGAAAAAAGAAAUCGGACUUCUGAGCGCCUGCGCCAUCAUCAUCGGUAACAUCAUUGGCUCUGGGAUAUUCAUCUCCCCUAAAGGAGUACUGGAGCAUGCGGGCUCCGUGGGGCUGUCGCUCAUCGUCUGGGUGUGUGGGGGGGGCAUCUGCGCCCUGGGGUCCCUGUGUUACGCCGAACUGGGAGUCACAAUCCCAAAGUCCGGAGGAGACUAUUCCUAUGUGACAGAAAUAUUUGGAGGUCUAGUGGGCUUCCUGUUGUUAUGGAGUGCUGUCCUCAUCAUGUAUCCAACAACGCUGGCCGUCAUCGCCCUCACCUUCUCCAAUUACGUCCUACAGCCGGCCUUCCAGAACUGUGUGCCUCCAUUCAUCGCCAUCAAGCUGCUCGCCGCCAUCUGUGUCUUGUUCCUGACCUGGGUGAACUGCUCCAGUGUGCGCUGGGCGACGAGGAUCCAGGACAUUUUCACCGUUGGGAAGCUUCUGGCUCUGGCGCUCAUCAUCGUGGUGGGCCUCGUUCAGAUCUUCAGAGGCCACUACGACGCCCUGGUGCCGAGCGUGGCCUUCGAAUUCCAGCAGGACGCCUCGGUGGGGCAGAUCGCCCUGGCCUUCCUCCAGGCCUCCUUUGCCUACAGCGGCUGGAACUUCCUCAAUUACGUGACAGAGGAGGUGGUGGAGCCACGCAAGAACCUGCCCCGCGCCAUCUACAUCUCCAUCCCUCUGGUGACCCUCGUCUACACCAUGACCAACAUCGCUUACUUCUCCUCCAUGACCCCGGAGGAGCUCCUAGCCUCCAAUGCUGUGGCGGUGACGUUUGGAGAGAAGCUGUUGGGCUGGUUCUCCUGGGUGAUGCCGAUCUCUGUGGCCCUUUCCACGUUUGGAGGGAUCAACGGAUAUUUAUUCACCUCUUCCAGAUUGUGUUUCUCAGGAGCCAGAGAAGGUCACCUGCCGUACCUGCUGGCCAUGAUUCAUCUAAAAAACUGUACCCCCAUCCCCGCCCUGCUGGUCUGUUGCAUCGCCACAAUAGUCAUCCUGUGUAUCGGAGAGACACACAACCUGAUCAACUAUGUGUCCUUCAUCAACUACCUGUCCUACGGCGUAACCAUCGCCGGUCUGCUGUACCUGCGGAAAACCAGACCCAACCUGGCCAGACCCAUCAAGGUGAGCUUGCUGGUUCCCAUCAGCUACCUGAUCUUCUGGGCCGUCCUGCUGGGCUUCAGUCUGUACUCGGAGCCGGUGGUUUGUGGCCUCGGGAUGGUGAUCAUGCUGACCGGCGUCCCCGUUUACUUUGUGGGAGUUCAGUGGAAGGAGAAGCCCAAAUGGAUCUACAGGUUCAUUGAGAGAGUCACAUACGUGGGCCAGAAGCUGUGCUACGUGGUGUUUCCUCAGAACGACUCCUCAGAGACUGAACCCCUCACUGCCAAAGCCACUAACUGAGCCCCGCAGUCAGCCAGGACUUCACUUCCUGCCGCGACACCUCCAAGUUUCCGUUAGUCGACCGCAUUGUUCCACGGUUGUGAAGCGCGGGCUUUAUGCAUGCAGGUGUUGUUGAGGUUAAAAAAAAAAAGAAAAAGUGUUUAUAUUUACAGGUUUCUCUCACUCGGAUAACGACCUUUUUGUAAUCUUCACCUUUAGUGACUCUUCUCUCACAAACAUUGACCAACUUUUCAAGCUAAUGUGCCUUAAUGUGUGUCUGUUCUGAGUGCUCAUAACUCUUAUGGGAUGGAUGACUGGGAUAUUUAUUUAACUACAGCUGAGUUCUGGUCAGUUUUUGAGGAUUAUUUGUCGUCGGGCAUUUUAAAAAAACGAUUUCUUUCAAUGUUUUCUGUAGAGUGACCACAGGUGCCUUCUUCUUCUUCUCACGUAAGAUCAGCGUGAUCUCGUUGUUGCCAGGUUGGAUGAACAUCACAUUUCAGAUGUUCUUCCUAGAACGCCACGGCGUUUCAUCAGACCGCACCCACACUGAUGAGGGGCGCUGGCUUCACGGGCCCCCACCUGCAGAGAUCCGCCAUGUGACACGAGGCUGUUCAUACAUCUUUUUGUGAUUUUCUGCCUUUAACAUUUCAAGGAUCAAACUGACUCACUUCAUCGGUGCAGCUCUCUACUCUGCUUUUACACAAAUGCUAAUGGUUGCCAUGGAGACGAGGAUGUGGACUGGGUUAUCCUUCAGGAGCAUUUGUUUAAAAAGCUCCACAAACACAACAGAACAAACGACGGCUGGUGGCUUUUCAGAGGAGGAAGUAACCAGCAGGUGCAAAACUUCCAACAAAACUGUUUUUUUUUUGUAGGUUUGCCGAUGCUGAGAAUUGUGCAACUAAAGUGUUGCACUGAGACAAACGCGUCUGCCUUCGUUUUUUCACCUGUAAAUACUGUGUAAAGAAAAUGUUUCAGAGAAAAAUGGCAUUCCUUUCAACUUUCCCCUGUUUUUGUAACAAUAACAAUGUAAUUGCACAUUAAAUAUAGCAGCUUUUAUGAACCUUUUA